AUGGUUCACUUCAAGCCCACUAGCGUACUAUUCGCCCUUGCGGUCUUCAUCACCAAGAAUGUUGUCGCUGAGGAAGCGCACGCACUUGAGGUCUUCCCGGAACUGAAGGGCACCGGUCCAUUCGAGAUUGCCUACAAGGACCCGGAGACAAACAAGGUGAUUGUCGAGCACGUUGACGAGCACGGAGAAAGUGCUAUUGAGAAGCGUACCUACCAAGUGAACCAAGAUGUGGUUGCGAAGCUCCUGAGAAACCACAAUGGGUAUGGCUUUUGUAAAGGCUUCUGCCCGGCAUAUCAGCCACAGAAGCCGGUGACGCAGACCAACUUGAAGACUUUCACAAAGCUUGUGACCGUCACAAGCUCGGUCGUUCCCGCACCAGCCACUAUAACUCUGACGGCGACCGGCGAAGUGCCAGCAGAUUCCACGGUACUGCAGACGACCACGAUCUCGGAGACAGCAACGACAACUGUUACCGAUGCACCUACCACCGUCUCAGAUGUUCAAACAAUCACCAUCACUUCAGCAGCAACCACGAUUCUUACCCAGUCAACUACCUUAAACUUCCCCAGUGCUCCAACUCUUAAGGCCCGUCACGUCAGCCCGCCAUCAUGGCUGAAGGGUGUAGCGAACAAUCUGAUCUGUCCAGCAUGCACCAAGGUCUGGCCUGCACCUCCAGCAAAGACUGUGUCCAUAUGUAAGACAACGACUGUAACAAAGACGCAAACUCGAACUGCGACCGCCGCCCGCGCGACAGCUACCACCAUCGUCAGCGUUACCCCCACAGCGAAGACCGUGACGGCAGUCAUCUCUACGACGCUCACUAUCACGGACUAUACUACUGUAACACCUAUUGUCACUGAAACUUCUACAGCCACAACUACCGUUGCUACAACCAUCACCAGCACCAGCACGCAGACACUCUGCCCACAGCAAACAGCCGACGUAUACGGCAUCCAAGCCGUUCAGCCCGGUACGUUGAAGGAUGGUCCAAGCAGCAAAACCGCCACCGAGUGCUGUCUGGCUUGCUUCAGCGAUCCACAGGGCUGCACUCAGUGGUGGGCAUACGGAAGCAUGUGCAUGUACUCUGUCCCAAAAUCAGGGCUAGGAACACCAAGCGACCUAUGUCCGAAUGGAAAGGGUAAUGGCGCGAUCUUCGUUGGGGCUGCUGGGUCGCUUCCUAAUGGCUUUGGUGGGCCGGGACAAUGUGCGGCGUAG
This is a messenger RNA of Alternaria postmessia, 1215 nucleotides long. RefSeq lists its product as uncharacterized. The transcript is spliced from 4 exons. Bases 1 to 1215 code for a protein of 404 amino acids. The record is from RefSeq and is a predicted model, not a curated record. NCBI's taxonomy places the organism in Eukaryota, Fungi, Ascomycota, Dothideomycetes, Pleosporales, Pleosporaceae.